Molecule: messenger RNA, 951 nt
Organism: Vicia villosa (hairy vetch)
Lineage: Eukaryota; Viridiplantae; Streptophyta; Magnoliopsida; Fabales; Fabaceae
Exons: 8
Coding region: 1-951 (316 amino acids)
Source: RefSeq, a predicted model, not a curated record
AUGGCGAGACCGUUUGAGGAACUGAAACACGUUAACGACUCAAAGGAGCUGUGGAAAAUUGUUGUUCGAAUCCAUCAGAAAUGGACCGUUGUGAUGAAGAACAAGGAACAUUUUGAGAUGAUACUAUGCGAUAAAGAGGGAUGUGAUAUUCAAUGUAGAGUUCCUACUAUGUAUAAACAAGCUUUUGAUUCGGUGUUGAUGGUCAAUAGCACAUAUACAAUAUCUAACUUCCAGACCACACAAUGUGUCACCGUUGGUAAAAUCAAACAACUCAAAGCUGCACAAGGGGGUUGGUAUUACCUCGCAUGCCAUGCUUGUCCAAAGUUUGCCAAAGGAGAUCAACCACCUUAUGUUUGUGGUGCCGGACAUGCUACGGAAACUGAGAUUUUAAGGUAUAGAAUUCUCAUUGAUGUUAUCAACGAUGGAUGUCACGCUACAUUUGUUCUAUGGGACCGGGAGUGCACAGAACUACUGGAAGUUACAGCAGCUCAGAUGCGUAACACCCUUCUUGAGGCUGGUGUAACAAACCCAUUGGAAUAUCCUGUAGCACUGGAUCGUUUAGUUGGGCUGAAGUUGGGAUUUAAGGUCAAAUGGCAACCUGAUUGGGAUAACGGGACAGUUGUUUCUAUAUACAGGGAUGAAGCUGUCAUGUUGAAGCUUUUGCACUCAUUUGGACAAGAAACGGCUCCAUCUCCUUCCCGUGAAGCUCCUGUCAUCAAGCAACUUGAUGAGAGUGUCGAUGAGGCUAUACCAAUUGAGGACUGGACUGUGGUUGGCGACAUUGAAAUUACAUCAGAUCUUAACUCUCAACCAGUUACACCAACCUCUGCCACUAAAAGAAUUGCGCCUCCUAUUUCUACCGAAGAUGCAGCAACCUCUGAAAUCCAGCAGGGAGACCAUUCCUCCACCAAAUUAAAAAAAAUUAUCAAGAUGGAGAAAACUGUUACAUGA